Molecule: messenger RNA, 5354 nt
Organism: Brassica rapa (field mustard)
Lineage: Eukaryota; Viridiplantae; Streptophyta; Magnoliopsida; Brassicales; Brassicaceae
Biological process (GO): exocytosis; methylation; Golgi to plasma membrane transport
Cellular component (GO): plasma membrane; cytoplasm
Molecular function (GO): nucleic acid binding; GTPase activator activity; syntaxin binding
Source: RefSeq, a predicted model, not a curated record
AUCAUCCAACGGCUACUAAUGGAACACAGAAAAUACGAACGUUGUAAAAAGAACCGUUACGUCGCGCAGUCCAACAGGCUUUUUCGAGAAACGAGCGCUGACAUAGACAAUUUAUCUACCGUUAGAUUCAUUUAACGGCUACUAAUGAAAGUCAGAAAAUACGAACGUUGUAAAAAGUUACGUCGCGCAGUCCAACGGGCUUUUUUGAGAGACGAGCGCUAACGUAGACAAAAUAUCUACCGUUAGAUCUCUAACCUAAUCAUCCAACGGCUACUAAUGGAAGUCAGAAAAUACGAACGUUGUAAGAAGAGCCGUUAGGAUCCUCUCCUUAUAAAUAGAGGCGCUCUCUUGCCUUCUUCUCUUCAUCCACAAUCUCUCACACAGAAAGAAAAAAAUCAAAUACGCAAGAAAAGUUAGAAUCUGUAGGAGAGAGAGCAAACAUGCCUGAGCAAGUAAGAGGUAUGAUGAUCUUCACUUCACCUCCUCCUUUGUUCCCCAUAGCCUAAAGAGGAAAGCCUCAGCCUCCUAUUAACCGGCCCAUCACAUAAAGAUUCCGAGCCCAGCUUGAUUUCUUAUUAACCGGCCCAUCAUCCGAAGCUUCCGAGCCCAAGCCCAGCUUGAUUUCCUUAGGUAUAAAAUUUCUUUAAUUAGUCUUUUUUUUUCCCUCCUGAUUUUUUUUUUUCAAAUGUUUUUGUUUUAGUCAAAUCCAAAAAUUAUCACUCUCUUUUAAAUGUUUUUGUUUUGGGGAGAUUGUAUAUUUACUUGAUGGACAAUGGAAGAAGCUUAUGUGUAUAUUCAUAGUGUGAAAACAGUUAGAAACUAGCGUCCUGUCCUUUGAUCGUUAGAGAGGUUAAGGUUCCAUUUGACUUUACACUUAUGAGAUCACUUUGUUAUUCCUAAUCAAAUCUUGGCACAAUAUACAGUUUCCCCUCGUGUUUUUUUUGGUUAAAAACAGUAUCAUCUUUUGUAUUUGCAUGUUUAAAAAAAAAAAAAAAUCUUCAACGUAAAUGCUUGCUUGUUUGCAAUCAUGGUGUGCAUGUUUGAUUGUUUGUUUCUUUGCUGGCGAGAUUGGAGAUGGUCAGGAGGAUUUUGAGAAGUGAAAGGUGAUUGAAGUAGGAUGUCAAUGAAGAUGGUUCGUAACUCCAUUGAUGUCACUUAAAAGGAAGUGAAAGAACAUACAUUAGAGGCAAGGAGUCAGCAAAUGGAGGCCAGAACUUGAAGAAGAGUAUGAAGAUCGUGAAGAAGUCUUACUCUCUAAUAAUCUCCAACGUCAAGUUCUUAUCUGAUUCAUUACAUUUAGGAUUGUACUCCUUGAUGACAACUUCUGUAUCAAUUUAACUCUAAAUCAAGUUGACCUUUCUACUUUGUAAAAUCAAAUUAUUUGUCGUCUUUUUUUUUUGUAAGUAUAUAUCUCUAAAUGUUGUGUGUAUUUUUAAAUCAAGUACUUUGUAAUUUUACAGUUUAAAUUAGUUGAAAUUUUACAAUUUUACUCAAAAUAAACAGAUACACAAAAUCUCAAUUGUUCAGAAAAGAAUAAAAAGAAACCACCUGAAAAACCUGAACCGAACCGAAUUUUAUGGUUGAACCGGAAACCGGUUUAAGUAAAAACAUCUUCUUCUCCGAUUCAUUUUCAAAUCGAAGCUGAAUUUUUUUUUGAUUUCUCCGAUUAAAACUCCCGACGAACAAUUCGAUCAAAGCUUCGAUUGAGCAUUCUACCUUCGUUUAAAAUUGCUCGCCGAAAGAGAGCAAUCUCAGCUCAAUUUCCCUUGAUGUUCGUCAGAAAAUUUCUGCAGAAAGCCUCCGGCGAUGGUGGUCAGAAGCCUCCUCCAUCUCCAGCUCCCCCGCCACGUGGAUGUUUGAUAAAAGAAGAGUUGGAUCCUCGUAUCGUCUCCCACUAUGGGAUACCUUCGACGGCGUCUAUUCUUGCCUUUGACUCUAUCCAAUCCCUCUUGGCUGUGGGAACACUAGAUGGAAGGAUAAAAGUGAUUGGUGGUGAUAACAUUGAGGCGGUUCUUGCUUCUCCUAAGCAGUUACCUUUCAAAAACUUAGAGUUCAUUGAGAACCAAGGCUUUCUGGUCAGCAUCUCAAACGAAAACGAUAUUCAGGUUUGGGACUUGGAUCUUAGGCAGACUGUGUCAAGCUUACACUGGGAGUCAAACAUUACUGCGUUUUCAAUCCUUCCCGGCACCGGUUACAUGUAUGUUGGUGAUGAGUAUGGUACGGUGUCUGUUGUAAAAUACAAUGCUGACGAAGGAAAAUUAGUGCAUCUUCCUUAUUAUGUUCCAACUGAUGCUUUAGCGGAAGCAGCGGGGCUUUCAUCACCUAUUGAGUAUCCUGUUGUCGGACUUCUUUCUCAGCCUUGUUCGAGGGGAACUAGGUUGUUGAUCGCAUUUUCAAAUGGAUUACUUUUUAUUUGGGAUGCAUCAGAAGAUCGCGUCGAGUUAGUUCGAGGAAACAAAGACCUACCUAUGGAGGGUAAGACAGUCGAUGUUUCUCUGGAAGCCUCACACGAUGAGCUUUCUGAUCUUAAGCUAGAUGGAAAAGAGAUAAGUUCUUUGUGUUGGGCAUCAGCUGAUGGUUCAGUUCUUGCUGUUGGUUAUGUCGAUGGAGAUAUAUUAUUUUGGGAUUUCUCUGAUGGGAAGAAUGUGAAGGUAUCUAAUAAUGCUGUUAAGUUACAGUUGUCUUCGGCGGAGAAAAGACUUCCUGUCAUUGUUAUGCAUUGGGGUUUGGAUGUAUCUCGCAAGAAUUGUGGUGGAAAACUCUUUAUCUAUGGUGGUGAUAUCGUUGGUUCUGACGAAGUACUGACGAUGUUGGCUCUGGAUUGGUCUUCUGGUAUGGGAGGUCUGAAAUGUGUUGGCCGUGUUGACCGGACCCUUAGUGGUUCAUUUGCUGAUAUGGUCUUGUCUCCAAUUGCUAGUUCAAGGCAAAGUGGGGUGUUUUUAUUUCUGCUGACGAAUCCAGGACAAUUGCAAGCGUACGAUGAUACCUCUCUGGCUUCUCUGAUGUCUCAGAAAGAGAAUAAUAUUUCUGUUUCUCCCCUGCCAUAUCCAAUGGUUGUACCAACGAUGGAUCCACGUAUCACCGUAGCAAUGUUUGCUGCAUUAAAUGUUAACGAUAAGCCGUCACUGGCUCUUUCCGAGGUAGUCUUAGCUGCAAAAUCUCGAACGCCACGUACUCCAUCUGGAGAAAGGGCGCAAUGGCCUCUAACAGGUGGUGUUCCAGGCCACAUUGAUGACUACAAGCUUGAGAGACUGUACAUUGCAGGAUAUCAAGAUGGGUCUGUGCGAAUAUGGGAUGCAACCUAUCCAUGUCUGUCUCUUAUUUAUGACUUGAAGCCAAAGGCAAAUGGUAUUGAGAUAACUGGAGUAGAUGCAUCAGUAACAGCAGUUACCUUCUGUUCUAAGACUUCUUGUUUGGCUGUUGGUAACGAAUGUGGUAUGGUUCGUCUUCUCAAGUUGGUCGGCCAUAAAAGUGGAGGAACUUUGGAAGUUGUUACCAACACUGACAAACAAGGUUUGGAACUUUUUACAACGUUGACUGUACAGAUUUGCUCUGUUGUAUCUCAUGCGUUAGGUUUAUUUCUUGUAGCUCACCGUUUGGAUCAAGAAGAUGGACCUCAAUGGUUGGCAGCGUAUUCUUUCCUGACUUCCCCAGUUUGCACCCUGCGAUUUGUACAGUCUACAAGAAGGCUUGUUGUGGGAUUUAAAUGUGGCAAGGUUGCAAUGCUUGACAUUAGUGCGCCAUCAGUAAUGUUCGUUACAGAUAGCUUAUCUGACACCGGUUUCCCAAUCAAGUCACUCUGUGUGAAAUCCCCUUCAGCUCCAACUGAUCAGGAUUCCAUAAAUUCCGAAGCUCUUGAUGAUUUUAUCUUGUGUGCGAUGACUAAAGAUGGACAGACCACUCUUAUUGAUGGAAAUACUGGGAAAAUACUCGCCUCAUGCUUGAGACCUCUGAAGAACCCAACUGCGAUUUGUAUGCACAUUAUAGAGGACUGCUAUGAUAAAACUGAAAUGCCCAGUGAAAAACCAGCUGAAAAUCCAUCUGAGAAGGAGAAACAUGAGAACAAAUCUCAUAUGACCAGUGAAAGUGAGAGUCAUUCACCAGGUGGUGAACAGACUGCUGUUACAGAAACAAAACUUGCUGACCAGAGAUUUGCGAAUUCAUUAUUUCUCAUGUGUUCUGAGGAUGCACUACGCUUGUAUUCCCUAAAAUUGUCUCAGGGAAGUUUUGAGAGCAUUAUGGAGGUAAGCGUUUCAAGGCCGUGUUGCUGGAUGGGAAUCCUAAAGAAGGAUGAAAGGGAAUGUGCUGUACUCCUACUUUACCGAACAGGGCAUAUUGAAAUAAGAUCUUUCCCGGAUCUUGAAGUUGUGGGAGAAAGCUCUUUGCCGUCACUUCUUAGGUGGAACUUUAAGCCUAACAUGGAGAAGACAGUAUGUUCAGAUGAUUUAGGCCAUCUCGUCCUGGUAAAUGGUUGUGAAGUUGCAAUCCUCUCGUUUCUGGCCCAUGCAAACGGAUUCAGAAUCCCGGAGUCUUUACCUUUGCUUCAUGACAAAGUCCUUGCAGCCGCUGCCGACGCUACCUUUAGCCAUUUCCCUGUCCAUAAGAAAGACCAGGAUGGCACUCCCAAAUUCCUAAGUGGCAUUAUUAAAGGCUUCAGGUCAAGCAGUGAACAGAAGGUGGACCACCAAAUACAAGAUUUCUCCCACCUGGGAAACAUCUUUUCUAAUCCGCCAUACUUAAAGCCUUCUGAUACCGAUCACGACGAUGAAAAGAUUGUCGAGCUAAACAUAGAUGACAUCGAGAUAGAUGAACCUCUGAGCAUCUUGCCCUUAACCGAGAAAGACAAAAAGGAAAAUAAAGAUAAGAGAACAGAUAAGGAAAGACUGUUUGACGGUGCAUCCAGUGAUGCACAACCCAAAACGAGAACAGUUGAUGAGAUAAAGGCCAAAUACAGAAAAGCAGGGGAAACCUCAGCAAUAGCUUCACAAGCAAAGGACAAACUUCUUGAGCGUGGAGAAAAACUCGAGAGGAUCAGCCAACGCACAGCUGAGCUUCAAGACGGUGCUGAGAACUUUGCAUCGAUGGCACAUGAACUUGCUAAGCAAAUGGAGAAGCGAAAAUGGUGGAACAUAUGAGAAAGCUCUGUUUCUUCCAUGUGCAUGUUUGCGUAAUCAUUUUGACAAUUGCAGGUUCUUGCGUAUAUAAACUAAUCAUCUAAUAUUUUCCACAGGGUGCAGUUUCUCUUUCAUUUUUUAAUCAAUCAAAUUUGUAAUGUAGUGACAAAACAGAGCAACCAGAUUAUAUUAAUCACUUGAUUUGAUAUGAGUGGGUGUUUUCCCUUGAGGCCCAAUCUA